AUGUAUAGCAGCGUCGAAGCUGCUCCAAAAUUCUCUCCAUUGAUUUGGGUUGCCAUUAAAGCGGCUUUGAUAGUAAUCGAUGACAUAUUCCCGGCUCGUGGCACCAAAAAUGUUGCGGAUUUUUGGGAUUAUCUCGGGUUUGGUUGGCUUGGAUUAGUUCGGAAUUUUGGAUUUGAUGUAGUGGAAUGGGAUUU
Acanthocheilonema viteae is the source of this 194-nucleotide messenger RNA. NCBI's taxonomy places the organism in Eukaryota, Metazoa, Nematoda, Chromadorea, Rhabditida, Onchocercidae. The record is from the annotation of a GenBank genome assembly.